AUGGCUUCGUCAGACAUCCUUUCUAAGACUCUCCUGUCCAUCACCAACACCAAACUUGCUCAGCUCAACAAGCAGAAAGAUGCCUACAACAACAGAAAGCGACUCCUCAUUGACACGGCUAAUGCUCAGUCAGAUAGCAACAAGCGUGUCCGUGAGCUUGUUGAAGGCAUCAAACAUCUGCCAAGCAUGACAUCGUCGACCCUCAAUCCCAUGUUGUCACUGGAUAAUCUCAAUCGCUUUGUCCAGCAGGCCCAACAUGACCCAGCUGUCACUGGCUCCUUCGUCGAAGAGUACGAAUCCUUGGUCCGGAACGAAUUGCAAAUCCAAUCCAACCGGUACGCCUUCGCUUCACUGUACGGAAAGCUUGUCAAUGAAUGGAUAUCGGCAGGCAAGAAUCAGGAGGAGGGCCCCAAAGCCGCCUCCAUAUCGGUGGGCCGCGAGGAAGCUCAGGUUCAGCGAGCGACCUGGGAAGAAUAUGUGUUCGCCCCUAAGGCUACAGACAAGGAUGCGAUCAAGACAUAUUUGAGCACCGUCUUCGAGGCCGAAGAAGAUGUCAAGGACGCGACCUCCGAGCUGAGAGAGAAUCUGAAGAGAUUCCAGGACAACUGGUCCGCCAACCCCCAUUUCAAUGUUGCAAGUCUCACUACCACAAUCAAUGGCAUGCUUCGCAGCGACAUUUUGACGGAUUCGAAGCGAGCAACUCUGAAGGACUUUGUGGGAAAUGAGACUGUCUUGUCAGAGAUCGCCGAUGUCUUGAACAUGCGCAUGGCCACUCGCGAGGCUUGGACAUGGGAGAGCGACUUGGUAAUCGACCAGCGACGACAGCUCAACGGGCGCUACCGGUUCUACCCUGACGAGGAUCUCCUUCAGUCCAUAUUCCUGCAUUACAUCGGCAUGCGCUGGGCUGUCGAAUUGCGCAGCGGAUUUGAAGGGCUCCUCCACGUGUGGAAGCCGAGUCUGGAACCCAUCAGCACCCACGAUAAACGGCGCUUGCAGUUCUUUUUGGGAGUAUCCAACGAUUUUGAUGGAGAGAUGAUGCGCACGAUGGAGUGGGUGAAGCGAAAUCAUUUCGAGAAUGAGAUAUUCCUAGAUCAGCUUCCGAAGUACAUGGAGGAGCAACGGGGAGCAUACGGGUCUCGUGACGACACUGAGACGGCAGACACAAGGAAGAGCCACAUUGACGUCGUCCAACAGCUACUCCAUAUGAUCGAGGCAGAUAUACUCUUGCAAAAUCGUUUCGACAAGAAGGUCACGGUCAUUCGCUCGGACUUCAAGUGGUUUGGGCCCAGCAUUCCCCACUCCUCUAUUGUUGCUGUUCUUGAGUUCUUCGGUGUUGGUGCGGACUGGCUGGACUUCUUCAUCAAGGUCCUUGAGGCUCCCUUGAGAUUCAAGCAGGACCCAGAAGACGCCUCAAGUCGGACUCGCAAGCGAGGUACACCCCUGAGCACUCCGCUUGCGGAUGUGUUUGGCGAGUCUCUGCUAUUCUGUGUCGAUUUCGCGGUCAACCAGAUGGCUGACGGUGCUCGAUUGUACAGACUGCAUGAUGACAUGUGGCUCUGGGGGGACACUGAGGCUUGUGUGAAGAGCUGGGGUGUUCUGAAGAAAUGUGCGAGUGUUCUAGGACUUGAUUUCAACCUCGAAAAGACAGGUUCGGCUUCAAAUCUGGGUAUCGACAAAGAGUUAGCCCCCUCUGAUCUCGAUACCGGUCUGCCACAGGGCGAUGUCAGCUGGGGAUUUCUGAAGCUUGACCGACUCAGCGGACGGUUCAUCAUCAACCAAGACGAAGUCGACAAGCAUAUCGAGGAACUGAGACUCCAGUUGGACGCCUGCAAGACUGUUUUCAACUGGAUUCAGGCUUGGAAUACUUACGGAGCACGUUUCUUCUCCAACUUCUUUGGCAAGCCUGCGAAUUGUUCUUCCCGGCAACACAUCGACAGCAUGUUGGAAACAUUCCAACGCAUUCAGCAAAAGUUAUUUCCAGAUACUCCCGGCGGCGUCGGUGCGCACCUUAAGCAGAUGGUUGCAGAGCGCUUCGACAUCCCGUUGUCAGAAAUCCCUGACGGGUACAUCUACUUUCCUCCUGAGUUCGGUGGACUCGGCCUUAAGAACCCCUUCAUCAAUCUCUGCCUCGUUCGUGACGCAGUGGUGGAGGAUCCAGAAAGGAUUAUUGAUUCUUUCUUCGAGCAGGAGGCAAGGGAGUACCGACGCACCAAAGCCGAUUUUGAGAGUGACGCGAUGUCUUCGAGAAGGCUCGACAUGAGAUUUCAGUUCCAAGACCUCGAGAAUGAAGACUUCAUGAGCCUUGAGGAGUUCUCGAGAUAUCGCGAACGCCUCAGUGUGUCACUUGGGUGCACAUUUAAACAGCUGAUGCAAGAGCCGUCGCCGAAGACUGUGGAGCUCAAAGGUACGAUCAAGGCCGUGCUUGAUCCGGCUCAGUGGCGGGCGCUGACCAGCUACGACCAGUGGAUUGUCCAGUUGUUCAACAAAGACAUGAUUGCUCGGUUUGGGGGUCUGAACGUGGUUGAGAAGGGGCUUCUGCCAACGGGUCUGAUGGAUAUGCUGCGCCAGAGCAAGUUUCAGUGGGUCGGUUGA
This is a messenger RNA of Diaporthe amygdali, 2592 nucleotides long. RefSeq lists its product as uncharacterized. The record is from RefSeq and is a predicted model, not a curated record. Bases 1 to 2592 code for a protein of 863 amino acids. NCBI's taxonomy places the organism in Eukaryota, Fungi, Ascomycota, Sordariomycetes, Diaporthales, Diaporthaceae. The transcript has a single exon.